This is a messenger RNA of Dichomitus squalens LYAD-421 SS1, 1722 nucleotides long. RefSeq lists its product as uncharacterized. Lineage: Eukaryota; Fungi; Basidiomycota; Agaricomycetes; Polyporales; Polyporaceae. The coding region runs from base 1 to 1722 and encodes 573 amino acids. The transcript is spliced from 4 exons. The record is from RefSeq and is a predicted model, not a curated record.
AUGGAGAGUGUUCGAGUGUGGGAUGAGGAGAUGAAGCGGCUUGAGAAACGGAAUUUCUUGACAUUUCUCUUUGAUGGGUGGGAGGAUUGCCUAAAGCGGUCGUUGUAUGGCUCUAUAGCGGCCGAGGUAAAACAACAUCCCACCGUACUGAGUCUUGAUGAUUUGUCAGGCAAACGGGGAAACGUUCCAACAUUGAUCGAGACCACACAACGUGCAACCUCAACUAUGGGGUUAAGUGACAUGAAGAAGUUCAUUGCCGCCACAACAGACAACCCGACAACAAUGCAAGCAUAUCGACGAGAGCUACAAAAGCUAUACCCUUGGCUUCUAACAUUUGCCUGUUUCCUUCAUGGUCUUAACACGAUCAUCGGUGAGAUCUCAACAUUCGCCAAGAUGAAACAGGUUAUCAAGAAGGUGACCGAAGUUGUGACGUUCUUCAAUCGUUCUCACUACUGGGGUGGACAACUCAAAGGGGAGGCAUUGAAACACGGAAUCAAGACAUCGCUCAAGCAGAAUUGCGAGUCCCGGUGGUAUGCCCUCGUUCUGCACUGCAUGAGUGUCCAGACCUAUCGGCCAGCCCUCAUCGCUAUCUGCAUAAGGGAGGAUGCGUUACGCCCUCCUGACAAGUUGUCACCCAUUCCGAGGUCUAUCUACGACAUCGUAGUUACGAAUGGCAACUUAUUCUGGCCUGCGAUCGCUCAGUUCAUCCGGACCGUAAAGCCUCUUGUCGACGCGAUCGGAAAUGUUGAGUCGCGCGAUGCGACUUUGGCCGACUGCAUGCUCGAGCUCAUCCGGUGCGCACGAGCUAUGACGCGUCUCACCCUUCACGACAGUGAUGAGGUGGGGUUCUGGUUGCACUCUAAGGCUGUCUUCAACCGCCGCUUUUACGAAAUGGACACCGCACAUCACUCCCUCGCCCUCUUUCUCCAUCCCCUAUGCCGCCGCCUCGCUGUCUCCCAGGUCGCAAAUGGCCGCAGCUUCGAGCUCAUGAAGAAGACCGCCUUGGAAAUCGCCCAGAGGUGGAGCUGGCCUCUACCCCGGGCGAAAGCUCUCAAGGCGGACCUCGAGGCAUACUAUAAAUGCGAAGAACCGUUCACCGGUGGCGAUGCCGACGCUCUCAAGUGGUGGACAAACUUACCUGUCGACGCCGCAAAGCACCCUCUGAAGGCCCUUGCAAGAGCCCUACACUCCAUCGUACCCCAUGCUGGCGAUAUUGAGCGGCUCUUCUCGGACCUGGGCGGUACGCAGUCAGUAAAACGUUGCCGCCUCUCGGUCGACACCUUCGAGAAGCUCGGUAAGCUUCGGUCAAACCUCUCCCGCCAUCUACACCAAAAGCUCGCCCUCAAUGGGGUCCCCAUUCGUCGCAAGCACUCCCACAUGCACACUCGACCAGAGAGCGGCAUCGACACAGAGCUCGCCGCUGACCUCGAUGAAGACUUCACGUGGGUACCACCACUCACCAUUGCCAGAGAGCCAUCGGAGGCUCUGGAGGGCCCAGAGGACACAGAUCUGGAUGAUCUGGAGAAGGCUUUCAAGGAGUUUGAAGAGGAGCUUCGAAACCGCGACCUGAACUCGGAGGUGCUUGAGGGCGAGCUGUACGACUUUGAGGAGCUUGAGAAGGUAGACAAGAAUGUGAUUCCGGUGGCAGUUGAGGAGGAGAUCACAGUGCUUGUGGGUGGAGAGGCUGAACAAGGUGAUACUUGGACCAUAGAGGAUGUAUAG